Boeremia exigua is the source of this 2845-nucleotide messenger RNA. Its product is annotated as glycoside hydrolase superfamily. The coding region runs from base 380 to 2845 and encodes 821 amino acids. Gene Ontology annotation, molecular function: hydrolase activity, hydrolyzing O-glycosyl compounds. Gene Ontology annotation, biological process: carbohydrate metabolic process. The record is from RefSeq and is a predicted model, not a curated record. NCBI's taxonomy places the organism in Eukaryota, Fungi, Ascomycota, Dothideomycetes, Pleosporales, Didymellaceae. The transcript has 4 exons.
CGUAAAGAUCUUGAGUAUUGAAGCUUUGUAGACUGUACUCCUCAACUUCCUGAAGCGCACGUUGUGAGCUUGACAACCAUUGCAAACCUCAGCAUGCCUUCCAAGGCUGAAAUCUCGAAGCUGGUACCCACUGGGUUUGAACAGCGCACCAACACUUUGUCAACUUCCAGGAACGCGAGGGUCUCUUCCCUCAUCCGAAAAGCGAGGAGGGUCUCUUUCCCAUCAGAACAUGAGGAGGGUCUCUUUUUCGUCAGAGAUGAGAGGAGGGUCUCUUUCUUUUGGAAUGUAUAUAGAUCGUAAAGAUUGAAGCUUUGUAGACUGCACUUCUCAAGUUCCUGAAGCGCACGUAAGCUUGAUAAUCAUUGUUGCCAACUCCAGAAUGCCUUCCAAGGCUGAAAUCUCUAAGCCAAUGCCCGUGGAGGUCGAGCAGCGCACCAACACAGCGCACGACAUUCAGGCUUUCUUGGCCCAUAGGCCAUCUCGCAAUACAGUACUACCACAGAAUCCUUGGGCGGUCCAAGCAGGACAAUACGAACGGUUGGAUGGAGCCAUCAUCUACAUUGGUAGUAAUGAAAGAAUCAAGACUCGUGUCAAAGAUGUGUCUGUGGUUGCGGAGGGAAGAAGUCGAGACGAUAUCGAUAUAUGUUGUCUGUACAAGUUCCAGAGACAUCUUUUGAGACAUAUGUCUGUCGACUCGGACGAAGUUGUUCGAUACAUCAUUCUAGAGCCACAUCCUCGCGGAAAGUUCGAUACCGUUACCAUACCGCUCUCGUUUGCGCAUCCAACACAGUAUAAAGCAGCAACUAUGAGCGACUACCCUCGGCCAGACUUCGUUCGCAAUGAUCUUAAUUGGGAGUCAUUGAAUGGACCGUGGUCGUUCUUGUUUGACGACGAUGAUGCUGGUCUGGUGCAAGGUUGGCAUCUUGAAGGCCUCCCAGCCGAGGUUGCUGUAACCUCCAGCUCUGGUCACUCUGAUUCAAAUGCUGCGAAUGACGCCCAGAGUAUUACUGCCAAAAUCGCCGCUGGUACCCAAGAACUCAUCCAAGGCAACCAGCCAAAAAAAGGCAAUACCACAACGCAUAAAAAACGCGACAUUCAAGUUCCUUACGUAUUCCAGUGCCCUGCAUCUGGCAUCGAGGAAAAGGGCGUUCACGAGGUGCUGUGGUACGAAAGGGAGAUCAAGGAUCCACGAACUGCGGAGAACAAGCAAAUUGGGCACCGUGUCCUUGUAAGAUUUGGCGCAGUAGACUAUGAAGCCAAGGUUUGGGUGGAUGGACACUUCGUCGGUGGCCAUCGCGGUGGACACGUACCCUUUGACAUCGACAUCACAGAUGAGAUCUCGAAGCAGUCCACGCAUCGACUCACAUUGCGUGUUUACGAUUCGGCUUAUGACUUGACACAGCCAAGAGGAAAACAGUACUGGGGUGCACAGCCUGAGAGCAUUUUUUAUACGCCUAGUGGAGGCAUAUGGCAGAAUGUAUGGCUUGAGGUCGUUCCGUUCGUGCGCAUUGGUGACGGUAGCCAAGGCACAGUGCUGAGAAGUAAUGAUAUCGAGUCAGGAAAGCUGUUUGCCGAUAUCAGCAUCGUUGGUCGACCAGCUGGUUACAAGUAUAGCGUGGAGCUGGAAGUUAGCCUUAAGGGCACUCAUGUGAGCAAGACGAAACAGGUCGACUUGCCUCGCGAGACCAGUCUUGUCUCUUUGAGUGUUGACAUGGCAUUGUCCGAGGACGCCAAGGCUAAACUGGGCGAGUCGCUUCUCGAUUCAUUUGACGAUGUGCGGAAUGGCGUUGUGCUCUGGUCUCCAGACGAUCCGACUUUGUAUGACGUUAUCAUCCGUUUGUAUAAUGGUACUUCGGCACUUGUCGAUACCAUCCAUACCACUACAGGCAUGCGUUCAUUGUCUUGGGACGACGGGCUCUUCCGGAUCAACAACAAGCCACACUUCCAGGCGCUUUUCCUCGACCAAGGCUACUGGCUCGAUACGUUUAUGACACCACCUUCAUCCGAAGCUUUGAAGACGGACAUCGAGCUAGCCCAGAAGAUGGGUUUCAACGGCUGCCGUAAACAUCAAAAAGUUGAAGAUCCGAUCUUUCACUACUGGGCAGACCGUCUAGGUUUCCUUGUUUGGGGAGAGAUGGCGAAUGCGUACGCCUUCAGCGCUGAGUACGUCGAACGCUUCGACCAGGAGUGGCGCGAGGCCGUUCUGCGAGACAUCAAUCAUCCCUGCGUCGUCGCGUGGACUCCAGUGAACGAGAGCUGGGCUUAUACCGAUCUUGCGCACAAUCAGACGCAUAGAAAUCAUAUCAAGAGUCUCUACUAUGCGACAAAGGCCCUUGACCCAACAAGACCAAUCAACGACAACUGUGGGUGGGAGCACGUUCAGACUGAUCUUACCACUUUCCACGAUUACUCUGAUGCCGAUGCACUGACGAAGACCUGUGCGAACAUGGAAGGUAUCCUGGGACCCAAGUCAAAUAGGCCGAUAUUCCUGUCUGCGAUCGGCAAUACGCCCGGAUCGAGUCAUAAUGAAAGUGCGCCGGUAAUCUGCACGGAGUUUGGUGGAAUUAACAUUGCAAGAGAGGCUGCCGGAGCUGACGGGCAGCGUGACUGGGGCUACACAACCGCAACGGACCCCAAUGAUUUGCUAAAGCGAAUCGAGAAGAUGAUGACAGGAAUCGCGAAUCCAGGUCUUAUUGGCGGCUUUGUUUACACACAGCUUACCGACAUCGAGCAAGAAGUCAAUGGCUUGUACACACCGGAUCGGAAACCAAAAUUGGACGCAGAUGCAGUCAGACAGAUUGUGGAAGAUAUCAGAGAGAACUACUACCAGAUGCACACUCCUUAG